Messenger RNA from Branchiostoma floridae (Florida lancelet), 3866 nucleotides. RefSeq names its product protein atonal homolog 1-like. The transcript is spliced from 6 exons. NCBI's taxonomy places the organism in Eukaryota, Metazoa, Chordata, Leptocardii, Amphioxiformes, Branchiostomatidae. The record is from RefSeq and is a predicted model, not a curated record. The coding region runs from base 2474 to 3244 and encodes 256 amino acids. Gene Ontology annotation, molecular function: protein dimerization activity.
CGCUGGGUGCUUUCCUCCUUGAAAUUUAAAUGUGACGAUUUGCCUAACAUCGCGGAGGCUGUGUGUGUGUUUUUAUGAGAAGCGCAAUGUGUAGGAGAGGUUUAUCCAGACCUAUGGUUCCCACAGACUGGCUGUCGCUAUGGCAGACUGAUGCCCGGAGUCCGUCACGCAGAAAACGAGAAUGUCUCCACUAAAUGACCGGGGUUGUCUCUGCCAUUGUAGAGGGCGCGUCCUUUAGACCCUUCUAUUGUGUGAGGUGCAUACCUCUGUGACGGGGAGGUGUGUGCUACUGAUGGUUCCUCGUGAUAUUUGUAAGAUCCACCAGUCAGAGGGCUGGCAGACCGAGACCAACUCGCCAACGGUAAAGGGUCCCGGGGUGACUUGUCCUGUACAGAGGCAGGACGCCUUCAGGAGAAUCAUCGAGAAAUUUGAGGAACGCUAUGGGAGCCUGCUUCGAUUCUUUUGUGGGAAUUGUCCGACCAGAAGUACAUGUACCGGAGCAGGUGUAUCCAAACUGUGAAUGCCCGCAUCCGAGAGAUCACCAAUUAUGGUUGCCAAUGGCAACGGAGAGCCAGACUGUCCUGCUGACAGAGACAAGGUCAUGUGACGACAGGACACGUCCGUCAACCGUUGACGAAUUCUCUUUGUCAUCUUUCACUGGCCCAGCAUGCCGACCAGACGCGCCCGGACAAGGCUGGUUAAGUGCGGGGCAGGACAAUACGACAGGGGGUUGUCGCGGUGCCACUGUCCUGCCGAUGUGUCCAGCCCUCCUGAUUGAUGCCAGAACACAAGCACGUAAUUACAACGUACCGUCACAGCCAUGGCGGCGACAAGAUGGCGGCCAGGCACCCACCUGGACACGAACAAUGGCGGGAACAAGUGGCUAAAGAGAGGGAGUCCCCAGGGGCGGUUACGGUCUGAACACGGGCGCAUCCAGGGGGUGGGGCCGCCUCGGACUCACACUGCGUCCCAUUAAGAGAUGGACUCCGGCUCCAUUACUUACGUGUAAUUAGUCCCGCCAAGGUCAACAAAGUUCAACAGAUGAACUUCUGGUACCCAGGGAGGGAAACAGAAUGGCGAUGACAUUGACAGUGAACAACGACGGACGGCAGAAAUGCAGACCAAGAAGGCAAACUUGAAGGCAAUGGAUCCCUUUGACACAUCUUAUCCUCUGCUGAUUCGAACUGAAUAGACCUCAUGAUGUAAACAACAACGACUACACAGAGAUGUGCAUGGUUGUUCAAGUUACAGAACCUGUGACAACACAAAACUUCGGCCGUGUGACACCAUUACACACAGAAAUGGCAUUUUCACCGACCGCUUGUCUUCUAAACAACUCCUGUCGGCUUAUUCAGUUGGAUUCUGUGGAUUGACGAAAGGAUUACCCGCAGACAGAGUUGUUACGUUACGGGAGGUGCUCCAUGUGAGAAGGAUAUCACGGAGUACGUAUACUGGACGGCAAGGAUUCUAAUGGAACGUCACAGCGCAGAGCACGACGGGAGCGUCGUGAUUCAUGGUGAGGAUAUUCACCUUUCCCGCGAUGCGGAAACUUUCUAACGGAAACAGCGUCAACGGAAGGGCGGCCAAAGUUCGUCAGUGGGCCAACCCUGUAGGAUCUAGGAGUAAACACAGAACAAGUCACACAACAGACGGGCGGACAUGCUAGGGGACGCACGGACUUUUCUGUGUAUGUCAGCGGAGUUACUGUGGAUGUGGUGUUUAUAUAUGAUUAGAUGAAUCUUUUGAUAACACUGAUUAGACAAAUCUUUCAAUAGCACAAAGAACACAGCGCAAGGAAGCAGAAGGAAACAUAUCUCUGGAAAUGUUUCUUUGCUUUGUCAGCCUAAAUAGCAAUUGCCAUUUCAUACCCUACCGUAUGUGUUAAAACACUAGGGAAAUUUCUGACAAGCAGUGACAACUCAAAGUGUUCCAUUCAUUUCUCUUUUGAUACAAAUGUCAAUGUUUAUGGAAGUGGUCCGAGAAUCGCUACUUACCUGUCGUUUUGUUGUCUUGUUGCAUACUAUAGUAGCUAAACAUACAAUGUCUUUUCGCUACAAGUGAUCCGUUUUCUGUCCUAUUAUUAACAACGACCAAGAUGAAACAUAUUUAUGAAUCUUCACUUUGUUGUUUUAUUUUUCUUGAGUGUUUUAGAUGAGGAUUAAGUUUUUGGCAAGCACAUGGACUGGACAGUGAUCAUUCAUCAUUACUUAAUGUUAAACACUGACCCCCUUAUGGCGUCCGUGUGGUCAGGGCAGUUUGGAAUAGGCUCGGUACGACUUGAGCCGCUCGACCCGCGCAUGGGGGUCUUGCUUUGUCUCGUGCCUAGCUGGUCUCUGAUUGGUCGACGGCACGCUUCCCCAUCCCCCUCGCACGCCCUUCGUGCGAUCCCAACAAAACAAACGACACGACAGAGACGCUAUAAAUGCGCCCACUUGUCCACUCCUGGUCAGAAUCCUUCAAGACACCGUGAGCCAUGGAAGACUACAGUCCCAUCCACACCAGCGAGCUGUCCGCUGCGCCAUUCUGUUGGAGUCCGCUCAAGGCUGCGGCGGCACCGGCAGACCACAUGUUCGGCCAUGCCAUGGGGCACAGUACCGUGGACGGGAGCAUCCUCUCGUCAUACGAACAGUUCAUGCCGUACGGAGGGGACAUGAUGCAGGAGGCAGAGGGUGAGAGGGAUGCAGGGAGGAGGAGGGAGGGGAGAAGGGCACGAGCCAGUCGGCCCAGGAGGUGUCAGCCCACUCCCAACAUCCUCCGCUACCGUCGUCUGGCAGCUAACGCCCGUGAGCGCCGUCGGAUGCACGGGCUGAACGACGCCUUCGACAGACUGCGACAGGUCGUGCCUGGCAUCGGAGACGACCGCCAGCUCUCCAAGUACGAGACACUUCAGAUGGCACAGAGUUACAUCCUCGCCCUGAAGGAACUCCUGGACGACGAGGUAACCGUCCCCGACACGGGAUCCACCGCGGCGUCCAGACCGAGCAGUCCCGAAGGACUCAGUUCCAGCAGCUCGGUAAGGGACACAGACGAAGAUUUUCCCACUCAAAACAGAGGGACGACACGCCUAGAUGGUAUCUCCGGGGAAGACGAGGAAAUGACAAGGCGGGCUGGGGAGACCGGUUCAGCCGAGGACAGUGGGUGGAGAGUUCAGGCAUUCGCCGUCUUUCACGACACGGACUCUGAGCUGCUGACAGCCGCCACAAAAGAGAACUUUCCUGGGGGCCGAUGGGGGCUAGACCGCUGAUCUUCUGACUUUGUCAACUCUGGACGCGCUCUGUACAUAUGCCCGUCAUAGCCUGUACUUAGCCACUACAAUAUGCACAAUGGAGAGUCUAGGUGAGGCAUUGUUACCUUGUACAAUGACGACCAUUCAAUUGUAAAAAGCCCGUAAACAGAACUGCUGUUUCCUAUUAUUCCAUGUACUGUUGAUAGUCCUAAAGUCAUCAGUCGGACAGACUGACACACUCCACUGGCUCUCAAGUGCUGUUACAUCAAACAGUUCCACAUACUUCACAUGCUGUAAAACUGUGGGACAAAUAUGACCCAAAUCCUGCUUCCACUUCAAACGAUACUUCCUAGCUUCCAUAAUAUAUCGCUGUAUUUUCUUACGACUCCGCUUUGUUGUCCAACAUACGAAUGUUCUCCAUGACUUCACAAGAGACUAUUUCUUACCAUACAGUCAUAGUUUAUAUUUUGGGCAAUAUGAUGAUGACAGUAUUUAAUGUAUAUGAUGACUACCCAUAGCAUCGUCAGAAACAUGCAUUUGUGCAGACUAUGAAAAAUGCUUGUGUUACAUGCUUAUGGACGAAAUAGAGUGAUAUUUUUCAUAUUGAAACGAUGGGAAAUAAACUAAUCCUACAAACCUA